Messenger RNA from Rhinolophus ferrumequinum (greater horseshoe bat), 2201 nucleotides. It is a transcript of the gene ACADS, whose product is annotated as acyl-CoA dehydrogenase short chain. The coding region runs from base 95 to 1324 and encodes 409 amino acids. Gene Ontology annotation, cellular component: mitochondrion. The transcript has 10 exons. The record is from RefSeq and is a predicted model, not a curated record. NCBI's taxonomy places the organism in Eukaryota, Metazoa, Chordata, Mammalia, Chiroptera, Rhinolophidae. Gene Ontology annotation, biological process: fatty acid beta-oxidation using acyl-CoA dehydrogenase; butyrate catabolic process. Gene Ontology annotation, molecular function: flavin adenine dinucleotide binding.
GGGGCGGGGCCUGCCUGUCACCCACGCAGAGUGCCCUGUCUAACUCGAACGCUAGCUCGAGUGGGAGCUGAGGAGAAUCCCGCCAGUGUCCUUCAUGGCCGCCGCCGCGCUCCUCGCUCGGGCCUGCGGCCCCAUCCGUGGAGCUCUGUGUCGUCAGUUACAUACUAUCUACCAGUCGGUGGAGCUGCCCGAGACACACCAGAUGCUGCGUCAGACAUGCCGGGACUUUGCCGAGAAGGAGCUGGUUCCCAUCGCGGCCCAGGUGGACAAGGAGCACCGCUUCCCAGGGCCUCAGGUGAAGAAGAUGGGUGAGCUUGGGCUUCUGGCCAUGGACGUGCCCGAGGAGUUGAACGGUGCUGGCCUCGAUUACCUGGCCUAUGCCAUCGCUAUGGAGGAGAUCAGCCGGGGCUGUGCCUCCACCGGAGUCAUCAUGAGUGUCAACAACUCCCUCUACUUGGGGCCCAUCCUGAAGUUUGGCUCCAAGGAGCAGAAGCAGCAGUGGAUCACGCCUUUUACCAAGGGUGACAAAAUUGGCUGCUUUGCCCUCAGUGAACCAGGGAAUGGCAGCGACGCGGGAGCCGCCUCCACCACUGCCCGGGCAGAGGGUGACUCAUGGGUCCUGAAUGGCACCAAAGCCUGGAUCACCAAUUGCUGGGAGGCCUCAGCCACCGUGGUCUUUGCCAGCACCGACAGAUCCUUGCAAAACAAGGGCAUCAGUGCCUUCCUGGUUCCCAUGCCGACACCCGGGCUCUCGUUGGGGAAGAAGGAAGACAAGCUGGGCAUCCGGGCCUCAUCCACGGGCAACCUCAUCUUUGAGGACUGUCGCAUCCCCAAGGACAAUCUGCUGGGGGAGCCAGGGAUGGGCUUCAGGAUAGCCAUGCAAACCCUGGACAUGGGCCGUAUUGGCAUUGCCGCCCAGGCUCUGGGCAUCGCCCAGGCUGCCCUCGACUGUGCUGUGAACUAUGCCGAGAGUCGCAGGGCCUUUGGGGGGCCCCUCACCAAGCUCCAGGCCAUCCAGUUCAAGUUGGCGGACAUGGCGGUGGCCCUGGAGAGCGCCCGGCUGCUGACGUGGCGCGCUGCCAUGUUGAAGGAUAAUAAGAAGCCUUUCACCAAGGAGGCAGCGAUGGCCAAGCUGGCUGCAUCAGAGGCCGCAACUGCCAUCAGCCACCAGGCCAUUCAGAUCCUGGGUGGCAUGGGCUACGUGACAGAGAUGCCGGCUGAGCGGCACUACCGUGACGCCCGCAUCACCGAGAUUUAUGAAGGCACCAGUGAGAUCCAGAGGCUGGUCAUCGCCGGGCACCUGCUCAAGAGCUACCGGAGCUGAGCCCCGCCGUCGUCUGAGCACCACACCUCCCGGAGCCGGGCGGGCCUGAGGACCUUGGGAAAGGGAGUGGGAGCCACGUGGCCAUCACUCUGACACCCAGAGACCGUGGGGCGCACGGGCCGGGGCCAGGCUUCCUCUCGCGCGGGGCCCCCAGCCCCAGCCCUUCUGGUGUGGGCUGGUUGGAAGUGGCUCUCCUACCGCCUUCACCUCUACCCACCCCAGACCAAAAUGCCUAGGGGCAAGUCUCAGAGAAAGGACAGGUGAGGGGCCUGUGACCUGCAUCUGAGGACACCCAUCUUCGGCCCAGUUUCUUGGCUUUGCUCCCCUUUCACAACCGUGCCUUAUUUUCUUCAUCCGAGAGGAUGUGGCCUCCUGAAGGCAGGGCCGUGGGAAGGGCUAAGUUACCACUUCAGGGCUCCCUGUUCUGUUCCUGUGGGGCCUAGUGCUCAGCAGAAGACCAGGUGAGACUCCAUCUUGACAGUGUCUGCUCUUUUCAGCCCCCCACCAGGUGAGGGGUCAAGAGGAGUGGGUGGGGGCCAGAAUGACCAGGCCUCAGAAUACUGUUUCCCCGAAAAUAAGACCCGGUCUUAAAUUAAUUUUUGCUCCAAAAGAGACGCAUUAGGGCUUAUGUUCAGAGGAUGUCAUCCUGAAAAUCAUGCUAGGGCUGAUUUUUGGGGGAAUCACGGUAGCAGCAGUUGUGCUGUCUCAGGCUCCAGGGCGGUCUUGGGAAGGCUGUGGGGCUGGGUCAUUAUUAGAAGCACCAUUAACCUGUUCUUUGUAGAAAUGAGUACAGGUGGGUGGUCUGAUUCUGCUUUGAGACAGUCAGAUGUGGGAACUGACUAAUAAAGCAUACCUGUCCCCCAAUCUCGUGUCCUUA